AUGAAUCCGUUGUACGCGUUGAUUUGUUUCUUCGUGUUUGGUGCCGCAUAUCACCUUUCUAGUGAAACGAUUUUGACAGCCGUCGAAGGAGAAGAUGUGGAGCUGGAAUGCAAAGCACUUGACUGGGCUGUGACACCACCAGGCAAUGGUACAGUUGUCUCAUUCGAAUGGCUUGUAAAUAAAUCAGCCAUUGUCACAUGUACAUAUACAAAGACCAUUGCGGGGUAUACGCCUGUACUUAACAGGACAAGUGGGGCUUUGACAAUCCCGCAUGUUCCUCGGUCCUUGAAUGGCACAAAGUUCCAGUGUCAAGCGUUACACGGAGGAGGGAACAACAACUCUGUCAUACAACUCAUCGUGUUUAAUGGAAUCGGAAUUACUGAGACGACGUCCAUGUUCAACGGGAUAAUAGGAGGAGGUAUCGCCUUGGAAUGCUUUGUCAAAAGUGUUCAAUUCGGCUUUCCGAAUAUUAACUUCAAGUGGUUGCUUGGAAACAAAACCUUGCACGAUGUGUGCACAGAAGAGGGCAGCACUAAGAAAGGGAAGUAUGACUAUCACCAUGACAACCGAGGUUGUAACUUGACGAUUAACAGCCUCGACUUAACUGACGAGGGGUGCUACAGAUGCGAAGCUCAAUAUUCGACUACGACGGUGUGGAAAAAUUCAACCUUGACUGUUAAUGCGCCACCUAAAGAUGUGUACAUCAUCAACGCCACUACCGGCGAAGUUUAUAGCGGAGACGUGCUCAUCAGACCGGACACCGACCACAGCUUCACCUGCCUGGCCACAGACACCAAACCCCCGGCAGAAAUCACCUGCACAUUCGCUGGAAAGAACACAAGCGGAGAGACGAGGGUAGCUGGGACGAAAUUGCACAACACAAGCAGCACGUUCACCGUGCCGUCGUUUCAGCCUGGUCAGCGGGGGAAUCUGACAUGCACAGCAACUGGGGCGGGAAGGAAGGUGGUCACGAAUAUUCUGUUGCUCAGCCAACGUCAAGAAUCAGACCCCUCGAUGCAGAGUCAGAUGCCUUUGAUCUUCGUUGCAGUCGGUAUCGCGGCUGCACUUCUGCUUGUUCUUGUAGCGGCGAUUGUCUUCUGGAAACGCCGAAAGAAUAACGUUCCAUCCGAUGGAAACCAGCCUGUAGUUCACUACACACGGACUGGAACCGACAGGCCCACGGCGUCUGUGAGUCCUGUCUUGAACACAGUCGUAGGACCAUCAGAUGCGGGAAAUAUCUACGAAGAAAAUUCAUUCCUUCCGAGUGGCCAGUCGCCUCCGACUGCAACACCGCCCUCUAGCAGUGGCUUUCAAGCAACAAGGAACUUCCGACGCUACAAUCCCGGCAACAGGGCAUUGGGGACUGUUGUCCUUCCUGGUCCCCCAAUGGAGCAAAGCGAUAUGCCGACUUCCAGCAACCAACAACCAGCCGCCACCAUUUCUAAGGAAGUCCUCAUUUACGCAGACGUCCAUCACACCAAGACACACCCAUUGGACGUCCCGCCCAUCCGCACAGAGCCUCCCACCCAGUACGCAGACAUCAACAACUUCCUGAUAUUAACUCCUGUCGAGAUCCCGCCUCUUUUCAGAGACGACGCCCCCAGUUUGGGUGUAGAGGGGCAGAGUUUCGAUGGUUUGGAGGAAGAGGCCAAAGAAGAGAGAGCUCCGCCCCGCCCCGUUCGGGGUAACCCGAUCCCUUAUCUGGUACGGGAUUGGCAGAUGUAG
Patiria miniata (bat star) is the source of this 1725-nucleotide messenger RNA. RefSeq lists its product as uncharacterized. The record is from RefSeq and is a predicted model, not a curated record. The coding region runs from base 1 to 1725 and encodes 574 amino acids. Gene Ontology annotation, biological process: cell surface receptor signaling pathway; negative regulation of T cell proliferation; cellular response to lipopolysaccharide. Gene Ontology annotation, cellular component: external side of plasma membrane. The transcript is spliced from 10 exons. Lineage: Eukaryota; Metazoa; Echinodermata; Asteroidea; Valvatida; Asterinidae.